This is a messenger RNA of Gekko japonicus, 760 nucleotides long. RefSeq names its product family with sequence similarity 219 member A (gene FAM219A). The record is from RefSeq and is a predicted model, not a curated record. The annotation marks the transcript as partial. The transcript has 3 exons. NCBI's taxonomy places the organism in Eukaryota, Metazoa, Chordata, Lepidosauria, Squamata, Gekkonidae.
GCUGGUCGUUCCCAAUAAAGGCUAUUCUUCUUUAGACCAGAGUCCUGACGAGAAGCCGUUGGUAGCGCUGGACACUGACAGUGACGAUGACUUUGAUAUGUCCAGAUAUUCCUCCUCGGGAUAUUCGUCGGCAGAGAUCAACCAGGACUUGAACAUCCAGCUGCUCAAGGACGGGUAUCGGUUAGACGAGAUCCCGGACGACGAGGACCUCGACCUCAUCCCCCCGAAGUCGGUCAACCCCACUUGCAUGUGCUGUCAAGCCACCUCCUCCACCGCCUGCCACAUCCAGUAAACGAGGAAAGCCCGGCGAGGGGGUGGGGGGGUGACCAGUGCUUUCCGCUAUAACUGUAAAACUUAACAGCCAUUGCUUCCUCCUAUGGUAGGACGUGCACCUCUUUGUGUUUAUGGAGCCAGGAGAAACCAAAAACCAAACAGAUAUUCCUUUUAUGGUCCUCUUCUCAUUUUUGUUUGAACCGAGCGUAAGCAAACUCCUGACGCGUCAGGUGUGUUGUUUCUGGUCCGGAAGGCCGGUUUUGGAUCCCUCUCGACCCAGAGACGUGUUAGCAGGGUUCACGGAUGGGUUCCGGGAGGGAAUCGGUUGAGAGGUGCUGCCGUGAGCGCGGCUGGAGAACGGUGGGAGCCAGGUGGUGCAAGAGGCAGGGUCUCUCGCCGGGGGUGGCCACGAUCAGGAGGAAGGAGCAGAAAUUUAAGUAUAGGAUCCUCAAUCAUGCCAAGAUGAAUUUGUGGUUUGGGGGGAAAA